GUGCAGUUGCAACUUGUUCACAAGGGGUGAUUUCAUGUUAAAAAUUAUUUAUUUGUAGUUCAAAGAAAAACUACAUACAAUAUUUUAUUUUGACUGUCAUUGAAAAACGUUAAAAGGAUGUUUAUAUAAAUUCACGAGUAUCCAGAAUAUUAUUUAUGAAAGAUUUAUGAGUUUUGGUCGUUUAUGUAUAUGUUAUAAAAAGUAUCAAGUAAUUGGAAUAAUAUGGCAAGAUCUACUAAAACUGCACAGGAAUUUAUUCAAGGAUCUUUUUCACCAAUUAUUGCGAUUUUGUGCAGCCCAAAAGUUGAUAAUGUCGUAUCCAAAAACAAUUUAUCUUUGGCAGAAUUAUUCCAGCCAUUUGGUAAAAUGGAUUGGGAAGGACAAUUUAGAGAACCUGGUGGAAAUAUGUGCACAGUAAAAAACUUAAAACUCAUUAUAAGAGAUGUCAAUUGGAAGCCAUUGCAACCAAUGGAAGCUAGAAAGCAACUGAACAAUUCAGUAUUAUAUAAUUUUAAUGAUAAAACAGUGUCUCUUGAGUUGGAAGGUCGUAAAUUUGAUGUACCUAAGUCUACUCCAUGGUUUGAUGCUUGGAGGGAAACUUACUUGGAAGUUCAAUUUCCAUCAGAUCAUGAAUUCACAAAACAUUUUUUAUCAUGUAUCAUUGUGGGGACAACUAGUGAAGACAAUGUUAUUGACUGCUUCAAUGCUCUUAACCAACAAUAUGCGCAGUUACAAAAUGUUUCACCCCCCAAACUGCCUAAAUGGUUCAAUAGUGGAGUACUGAAAUCUUACCUGCUUUUACAUGAUGUGUCAUCUGUAUCUAAAGAGAAGGCCGAAAGUUCCUUUGAGUCAUUGAAACAGGCAUUUGGAGCUGGGAAUUGCUUUUUGUUGGCUAUCAAUUCAAAAACAAAUACUGAUGCAAAUUUAUCUACAGAUUUAUGGACACAGUUCAUAAAGAGGCCAUUGGAAUCUAAUAUGGAAAUGUCAUCCUCAUUGACCUCUAUCGCCGGAUCCCCGUUGGAACCACCAGGUGUGUCUCCAACUGCAGGUAAAGAUCUUGGAAACAUUACUUCUUCUAAUCAAGAAGUUUUACACCCAUUAACUACUUCUGAAAAUGAUGUCUACGACAACGCCAACAGCCUACAGACACACUCUUUUUCUGGCAGUUCGGAAAGUGUAAGCGUUACAGGCAGAAAUUUAGAUUUUUCUAGUGAAAUUCAUGGAGCAGCUUUAAAUGCCACAGAUAUUGAAAGUAUAAAGAAGUUCCUCCAAGAAUAUACAUCGAAAGCGCUGUUGCCGUAUUUAGAAAAACUAAUAUCACAGCUUUCUGAAGUAGUUGCAAAUAGAAAAGGAGUAAGCAGGUCUUUGCUUUCUGCUACUAAGAGAUGGUUUGGUACAGGGAAAGGUGGUAACACCACUGUAAAUAACACAGUCAUAUAUUCCAAUGACUGUCCAGAACUGCAACUGCGCCGUUUAGGUGACCUAUGGUUUUUGUGCGGGCAAUGGCAGCGCGCAUUCGACACUUACCAUACAGCCAAGCGAGAGUUUUAUGCGGAUAGCGCCUGGUUAUGUUACGCGGGCGCGCUCGAGAUGGCCGCCAUCAGCGCUUUCAUGGCCGGGGACGCUAAUCGAAAAACCCAUGGCUAUAUGGAAGAGAGCAUCACAACUUAUUUGAACACCUGCCGUAUGGUGCAGUAUGCAGUUAGGGCUACACUGUUAUCAGUUUUAUGCCUAAGUAGUUCUGGAUUACACGGUGAAGCAGCCAAGCAGUUGAUUCGAAUGACAUCAGAAGACAGCGACUUGCGGAGUGCUAUGUUACUAGAGCAAGCAUCACUUUGCUUCCUUUCGGGCCCAGGCUCCAAAGCCAUGUGCAGAAAAUAUGCUUUCCACAUGGUAUUAGCUGGCCACAGAUUUUCAAAAGCGGGACAGAAAAAGCACGCGUAUAGAUGCUAUGAACAAGCUUAUCAGGUGUACGCGUCGAGCGGUUGGCGUUUGUCGACGGACCACGUUCAGUUCGCGCUGGGGAGGCUCGCGGGGGCCCUGAAGCGCACGCGCGACGCCGUGCAGUGGCUCGCCGCGCCGCUCGCGCCGCUGCCCAACUCCGCGCUGCAGCCGCCGCAGCAACAAGACGCCUUCCUCAGGGAGUACGUGACGGCGCAUCAGCAAUGGCUUGAAAACAGCGAAGAAUUCAAAGAUCACUUGCCAGUUUUACCUUUGCCGCUGUUAGAGCGUUCAGCCACUGCUGUUCUGAGUGUAGGCCCCGCUCCCCUGUCUUCCCCAGGCAGGGUCCCGGCUACCUCAAUAACCCUGCAACGGGCAACCCAAGACGAGAAAUAUUGGCACAAACUUGAAGAGAUGAUACUGCAAGUAGCACAAGGCGCAGUUCCCAUGAUCUUUAAGCCGACCGUGGAUUUGUACACUGCGGAAACUGAUGCCAAUCCGAUUGUACCAAGAGGAGAGCCAAUACAAAUAUCAAUAACAUUAAGAAAUCCAUUAAAAAUAACACUAUUACUGAAAGAUUUGGAAUUGCUUUGGGAAUUUGAACCAAAUUCCCAAGACCCUCAGAAACCCGAAGACAUUUUAAGUAAUGAGCCAGUAGUAGCUGCGGGUAAUGUUAUAGAAAGUAACGUUAUUUAUGGACCAAAAAUAAAAUCUGUCAUUAUGGAGGGAGAUUGUACUAAAGUUUUAACAUUCUCUGUGACUCCUUUAAAAGUUGGUCAAAUAUGUGUACACGGCUUAGCUUACAAGUUGAUGAACGCGGGAGAGGGAGGUAAUACUAAUGGAAAUAGUGUGACCAUAUCAGGGAAAGUAAACCUUGUGUCUGCUGAAAACAACACGGAUAAACGUUUAUUCAUAAAAGUUAUACCGGAGGCGCCAUGUUUACAGAUGACGUUCUCAGAUACUAAUACGGACGUGAUAUCCGGAGAGAUGCUCACGAUCGACGUGGAGUUCCGCAACGUGGGUCCGGUGGACAUGAGGGACCUGCACAUAGCUGUUUCUCACCCAGAAUGUAUCGCUCUGCUCACAGAAGCACAACAGACUGACGACUUUAGAGAACUGUAUGAUGAAAAGUAUAAAGAAGUACCAGUGUUUUCUGACGAGCGCGCCGCGCGCUCUUACUACUGGCGCGCGCAGUGCUCGCGGCACGUGCGCGCGGGCCCGCCUGCGCCGGCGCGGGGCGCGUGCGCGCGCGCGCGCCUGCUGGUGCGCCCGCGCCGCGCCGCCGCGCUGCGCCUGCUCGCCUACUACCGCACCGGCGACGGCACGAGGCCCUAUCGCCUGCUCAGGCACGUCUUCCGGUUCCAAGUCACGGAAUCCGUUGAACUGUCGAUAACUCCACGCCGUAGUUUGAGGACUAUCGACCAAAAAACAAUCGAGAACAUGUGCUUAGCUGUAGAAGUUAAAAACAUAAGUCACGACAAAGAUCAGAAUAUUGAAGUUAAAGUCAUGGAGGCUUCCCUACUAAGCAGAAAUUGGAGGCUCACUGAUCUAACUGCGGCUAAAGAUAGAGACGAUCCGCUCAGCGCCCACGAGCGAUUACAUCUUAUCUUCAAAGCUAGUAGAAUUUUCGGAGAUAUUGCUGACGAAAAAGUUGAAUACAGCUGCUUGAAAAUAUCAAAAGGACACCCAGAAAGUGUGCCAGAUAUCAACCAACCACCUUAUUCGAAAUUUUUAUUGGAUUCUAAUUCUUCGAUCACCGAUCCAAUAGUAACAGAAAAAGAAAAUAAUGAGCCUGGACUGAUUCGAUCUAUGUUCGUUCUAAGAUGGCUAGUUCAUGAUAAAAUGAGAAAUAGAACAGCCAUAGGACAGCAUUGUAUUUGGCUAGAAUGUUUCACAAAAACUUUGUCAAAUGAUAAAGAGAACAUUUCACCGCAUUUGCCUUCUUUACAUCUUGACGAGGCAAUCGAAAGUCAAUCGGAAUUGCUUGAAGCAAAAAAGAAAACUAACACAGAUAAUGCUGUCCUUUUCAAAUUAGAACACAAUAGGAAAAUCAGUCAUAAUUUCACAGAAAAGAAACUAUGUGUGGUACCUAUUACAAUAAAUAUCGUCAAUUGCUAUGAAGUUCCCGUGGAGAUUUUUAUAGAUAUGUCUAAGCAACCUAACAGGGAAUCGUGCGGGUUGGGCUGGGCGGGCGCGCUGAGCGGCGCGGCGGGGGCGCCGGAGCCGGGCGUGAGCGUGCGCCUGGCGCGCCUCGAGAGCCGCCGCGUGCGCGUGCGCGCUCUGUGCGCCGCGCCCGGCUGCUACCUGCUGGGGGCCGCCUUCACCGUCUCUGUGCUCGACGCCGCGCCCACCACGCAUCUCACGGACAAUACGUCUCUGCUGAUCGUCACUGAUACUUCUUAAUACAUGGAUGCCGCCCCAACUACGCACCAUGCUGAUGUCACCUCUGAUGCUCGUCAGUGAUGCUUCUUAGUACAAGAAUGCCACCCCAAUACACACCUUGUAAAUAACACCUCUGAUGAUUGUUUUAAUACGAGAACUCAUUUUGUCAUGUACAGCUACCAUUAUGAUUAUCUAAUUAAGGAUGAUAUAAUGAAAAAUGUGAUUUGUUCAAAGGCACUAGCUUUCGCCCGUGGCUCUGUCAAAACCUAGUAUCUUAUAAAAAUCAUCAAACAUAUUUGUUUCAUAUAAUCUUGAAAAAAGAAGAAUCUUGUUUGUCAGAUCUUCCAAUUUCAGUUUUAAACUUCAAUUAUUUACACAUCAAAUUCACCUCCAUUACACUGCAUUUCAUUGCAAAUGUAAAGUUGAUAACUGUGAGCAAAUGAAAAAUAUUAAUACUUAUAUUAAAUGUAAUUUUAAAUAUCUUAUAAAGCACGCAUUAUAAAUAAUAUAGAAAAUAUUUAACUAUUUGUAAAUUAGUAAUAUAUAUUUAAUCCGUUGUUCAAUUUCUAAUAAAUAUUUUAAAACACGUACAAUUAUCUAAUUUUGAAUCUUCUCAUUUAGUGCGCCAGUUAAAUUUUCAUCCACCACGGUAAAUUGUUUAUAAAAUUUCAGAACCGUCACGUUCAAUGAAUUUUCGAUAGGUACCUAUACCUUUAUUUUUUUCGAUAGGCACCACUUCUAAUUGUCGACUUCACCUCAAAAUGGAAAAGAAACUUGCUGCCGUACCUUUAUCGAAUAAUAGUGAUUAUAGCUACACGGCUGUUUUACGAUAAGCGAUAGCUACUUGUUCGAUAGCUAAUGUUAAGCAUAACCUAUACAGUAUGUUAAAUAUAUCUGUUGUUGAUGCAUAUUUUGUUAAUUUAAAAAUCUCCAAAUUUGCCUACCUCAUCCACCUCUUCAAAUCGCUUUCCUCGUGGAACAAUGGUAUACAUUAACACUUCCAAAUUUCAACGCUAUUCCCGCGUCAAUACUACUGCAUGCGCCGCGCCAACCGCAGCCUUGCUUUCCUUGCCUUUUCUUGUCUCUCAAGCGAUGUGCGAUGUGUAUGUUCAUUCCUAGGUAUGUAGCUAACUGUAAAUUUUUGUUUCUGCUACAUUGUACCAAAGUCGAAUUCCUCGACUGCCCCUAUGUAUGUAUGCUUAGAUAUUUAAAACAAGACAACGGAUUUUGAUGCAGUUUUUUUUUAAUAGAUAAAGUGAUUCAAGGCGAAUCGCUAGUGUUUUAAUAUAUGACAUCUCUCUCUUUUCCGUGAAUCGCUUUACUGUUUAAAGUGUAUCUGCUAUUGUGGUGCAAAAUUAAAAUACUAGUAUUGCUAUACUGGAGCUUUUUCUCAUAACAAGAUAUAUAUAGAUCAACAGAUAAAACUUAUAACAAGGGUAAAAUACUAGUGUUCGAUAUAAAAUAAAUCUGUGAUUUAGCUUUAAUAAUAAGCUCAACCUGUAUAUCAUGUUUAAAUCAAAUUUUCAAUAUAUGUACAUAACUUCAGUGCAGCAGUAGGUAUUAAACAGGUACAGCACAGAGAGGGGAAAAUGUAUAAGUUUACUCAUAAGAUAAUAAAUUAACAAUGAAAUUAAAUAUUGUUUUAGCUUUG
This is a messenger RNA of Amyelois transitella, 5974 nucleotides long. RefSeq names its product trafficking protein particle complex subunit 8 (gene l(3)76BDm). The transcript has 18 exons. NCBI's taxonomy places the organism in Eukaryota, Metazoa, Arthropoda, Insecta, Lepidoptera, Pyralidae. Gene Ontology annotation, biological process: endoplasmic reticulum to Golgi vesicle-mediated transport; protein localization to phagophore assembly site. The record is from RefSeq and is a predicted model, not a curated record. Bases 223 to 4344 code for a protein of 1373 amino acids. Gene Ontology annotation, cellular component: TRAPPIII protein complex; phagophore assembly site; cytoplasmic vesicle.